GAUAUCUACCACCUUAGCGUGUUUUUCAAUGAACUGCAUAUUCCGGGGUCACCUUUUUGCAUAGAUCUCUCAAGAAAGAGACACAGCAAUUCUGUUCCUGAACCAACACUCCAGAGGGAAAUAGGUUUACCAACCGUUAUUGAAGUACCAUCCAAGGAUGGUAGUAGCAAGAAAACCAAUAUCACCACCGUGGUCUUUGGUGAUAGGACAGGCCCGCAUGGUGCUGUUGUAAAGAAAAAUGCCAGAGGAAACUAUGAGGUAACCGUGGAUCCCAAGGUUCCAGACAUUUACAGCAUUGACAUCCAAAUGAAUGAAGUUCGAGUUCCAGAAUGCUGUUUUGUGGUUGCCUACACGAGUCCCCAACUACAAAAGUGCCGAUUACUGACCGAUUUAGUUGAGCUUCAGACGAUAUUUGACACCAACUACGAUAUUCAGCUGGCAGUUAGCACUGCUGGUGCUGGAAAAGGCUCACUGGAGGCCAGAGUCGAGUCUCCGGAUGGCGGGGAGUAUGAUGUUGUCAUAAAGCUUAGAGAAGAUGAGGACAACAUAUAUGAUGUGUCAUAUGUCCCAAAGGUGAAAGGUACCCACUACCUGAAGAUAACUUGGGACGGUAAUGAUAUUCCCCAGACACCACUCCCUAUCAGGGUAACAGAUUAUGCCAAAGUGAUGACCGUUGGCCAUGGAAAACCAGUCUCACUAAGUGUUAAUGUCCCAAAUGGUGCAAAAGAGAGUGACAUCAGGGCAAAUGUAAUUCACGUUGCUUCGGGCGGAAUCACCAAAUAUACAGGGCGGUAUAACAAGGGGAAAUACCACAUAACAUUCUCUCCAAAAAAGCCUGGUCUUUACAGCAUCACCGUCUUCAUCAAAGACAGAGAGCUUCCGAGUAGUCCACAUGUAGUUCGGUCCGGAGAUCCACCAAAUCCACAAAAGUGUAUCUUCAGGGAGUACCCUGGAAGUGCUUUGGUUGGCAGUGAAGUGACCUUCAUGAUAGACGCAAGCAGUGCAGGCAGUGGGAGAACUCAACAUAAGAGCCACCACUCACAGUAUGGGAUUGAGGAAGAGAAAGUCAAAAGUAACAUGGGGAGAAAUUGCUGGAACUCCUGGUGUUUACUCAGUAACCUUCACACCCAUGAUCACUGGGCAGCAUUCCUUGCAUGUCACUUGGGCUGGAAGAAACAUACCCGGUAGCCCGUACAGCAUCACAAUCCUGGAGAAACCGUCACUAGACUACCCUACCAAGCCAACCGCAGAAGUGUAUAUUAUGGAGAAGGCUGGCACACCCAAUAAGGUGGAUCCAAUUCCCAAGGUGUUAAAUUGCUGCAUUGGGCAAGCUCUUCUCCUGAGAGUGAAGCCAAAAUUGAAACGUGAGGGAGCUCUAAAAUCUAUUGGGAAAGGACUGAAAAGCACGAUCAGUGAAGAAAUGAGAAUGGCAGCAACUGGCGAAAGAACUGGUGUAGUACACCUGCACGUAAGAAAGAGCAGCGACAACUACUACGAUGCAGAGUUUGCACCAACAGAGGAAGACAGAUACGUUGUCUCUGUCCGAUACGACAAUGAGGAAGUAGAGAACUCACCUAUUACUGCUGUGUUUGAAUAUCCACAAACUGACCCUACCAAAGUUCAAAUUGUGGAAACGAUUGGAAAUGAGUGCUACAUCGAUCAGGAGUUUAAGCUCGAGAUUCUGACCUCAGGAGCUGGUUCAGGACCUCUCAAAGUUUUAGCAGAGGUUCCAGGAGAAGACAGAAUUACUGUUAGUGUAAAGAAAGAAGUAAGUGAUAAAUACAUUGCUCGAUACAUUCCACAAACUAUAGGGAAGCAUGUUCUGCAUGUGCUAUGGGUUGAUACUGCCGUCCCGCACUCUCCACUAAUAAUUGAAGUAAAGGAGCCGCCAGUUGUUCCGACAGGCCAGGAAGCAGUCCACAUAAUCCCAGCAGCCAAAUUAAAGUUGAGCGAAAUUCGGAGUGUAGGCACUCAUCUUGACACGGGAGACACCUACACAGUAAAAAGAAAGCAAACGAAAGGAAAGUACGUGUUCAGUCUACAGCCAAAGCAGCAAGGCACAUAUGAGAUAGCUCUGAAUGUGAAGGGAAAAGAAGUAUGUAGGCCUCUUCGGUUUAAAUACGAUAGACCUUCACGUCCUGAAAGUGUUGUGGUUUAUGAUAUCAACAGAGAAGCAACAGUAAAUGAAGUAGUACAAUUCAAGAUUGAUGUAUCUGAUGCUGGUGUUGGUCCACUAAAGAUUGAAACUCUCAAAGCUUCAGGACGAGCAAAUACAAAAAUCACAAGUUUUAAAGAUGAGAUAUACACAAUCUCCUUCUCAGCUUCUUCUCCUGGCAAGUUUUCUUUAAAAAUAACAUGGGGUGAAGAGGAGAUCCUUGGUAGCCCCAUUCUUAAUUACAGUCAGCUCCGCUAAUGAAGUAGACUCUGGUAGUGACAGUGGAUCGGUAAAAACACCAGUAAGGAAAGAGUCCACCAUGUAUGAGAGUGAGAUCAUUGAUAGUGGUACCUUUAAACGAGACAGUGGAAUAGUAGUGAAAGAGGUUGUACAGGAACUAGCAUCUACAGAUAUAAUUGUUAGACGACCAUUUUCCUGGAUCAUAAAUCUCACUGAACAAGAAGGGAAGUUGGAAGUCACAGUUGUUGGUGAUGUAACUGGUCCAGUGGAAGUCCUUCUCAUUCAAGUACAAGAGAGAGUGUACCGCGCAACUUUCAGACCAACCAAAUCAGAUAUGUACACCAUCUUUACCCUUGUCAAUGGGAAACAUGUGGCUGACAGUCCACGAACUAUCACAUAUGAAGUACCAAAGCUGAAUGUGAACGAAAUAAGAAUAGAUGGAUGGAACAAGAUUUCUUCCGUAAUAGCUGUUGGUCAAACCGUACACUUUGUCGUCAACACUCAGGAUGCAGGAGUGGGAGAGCUGAAAGUCAAUGUCAAACCUCCAAAGUCAAAGACAGAGACACACGCCAUUGAAAUAGACGAACACGAUGACAAUCCUGCCAUAUACACUGUCUCCUACACCCCAUCGAUUGUAGGAGUUCACUCAUUGGAGUUGCUGUUUGCCCAGAUGCUAAUCCCAGGCACCCCACUGCAACUGACAGUCUGUGACCCUCAGGCUGUAGGCUUUACUCAUUCAACACACACACUAGUGAAGAUUGGCCAGUCAAUCGCGAUGGAAGUCGACACCACAAAGGCAGGCAGUAACGAUCUCACUGCCACUUGCGAGGGGACAAGCUGUGGUGAAGUACCUGUUUUGGUCUCAAAAGGCAAAGCUAAAGGAAAGUUUGAACUUUCCUUUAAGCCUCUGGUUGAAGACCUCUACGCCCUAGUAGUUAAGCUAGGAAUGCACCACAUUAAAGGUUCUCCAUUCAACUUCAACUUAUGCUCUAUUCCAGUAGAGAAAACCAUCAUAACAGGGCCACAACUUUCCCGAAGGACCAGGAGGGCAAAUUAAACUCAAUAUUGAUACUUCAGGUCUACCAAGCGGCAAACUAGUGUCCUACUGCAAGUUUGAGGAACAAACAGUCAGUGUUCAAGUAAAAGAAGUCUCUCCAAAUGUGUUUUCACUAUCUUUUGAGCCUGAAGAGCCGGCCUUGUACCUGUGGUCUGUCCUGUUUCAUGGGCAGCAUGUCCCUGGCUCACCAUUCAAAAUCGACACUAGGCCUCAUGCAAACAAAGCAGUGGUAGUAGCUCCAGAGAUGGGCAGUGUACGAAUCGGCCAGUAUGUGUACUAUGAAGUAGACAUGAGUGGAGCAGGCAUGGGAGUACUCACUGCCACAUGCAGAGGGGAAGUCAGUAAGAAAAUUCCAGUACAAAUCACAACGGUUCGUCAUGGCGUGUAUAGGAUAUCCUUCCUGCCCCUCUCCUUUGGCCAAUACACUCUGUAUAUCCAGUGGAGUGGAACAGAAGUACCAAACUCCCCGUUUGUUUAUGACCUAAAGCCGCCUCAUGAUAUUGGAAAACAUCCCAUUGAGAUACCUUUAAGUACCCCAAGAAUUGAAGAUGCCAGUGCUAUGAAAGUGACGUGUACAAGCCAAACAUAUGGUGUAAUUGCUGUCAAUCUUGUUCCAGUUUCGGCUAAUAACUACCGUAUUAGUUUCAAACCACAAGGACCAGAUAUCUACACAAUCAGUGUGUUUUAUAAUAGCAAGCACAUCAAAGGGUCUCCAUUUGAUCUUGAUCUCCGUGUACCUGAUAAUAAAGCAAAGCGCAAAGAAAGUCGUGAUAUUACGAUAGAUUCAAAAAGUUCAGAUUCUCAAAAAUCUAGCCAGUACAAUGCAGUCAUAGGAACUGCUUUCAUUGUGAGAAUCAAGUCACAGGAAACUCAAGCAGAGGGAGGUAGGGGAAUAAUGGCUACUGCUGUUGGAAAGAAAGUAGGAGAGAGUCGUAUCCACGUAGAUCAAUAUUCCAAAAGAGUAACCUUCAAUCCCAAAUCAGCAGACACCUACACCCUCAACAUCAGUGUCAAUGGAGAUCCAGUUCCUCAGAGUCCAUUCACAGUCCACUACUCUGAUCCACCUUCUGACCCAUCGAGAGUCAACAUCAUUGGUCUGGAGGACAUCCUCUCAGUCCUAGACAUCAACAAGGAGGUGUCCCUGGUGAUUAAUCCAAUGAAGGGAGGGAGUGGGACCCUCAGAGCAGAGGUUAAAGGCCCAAAACAAGCAAAAGUGGAUGUUCAAGCAAGAGACGGAGAGCUGGGGACCUACACUGUCUCAUUUGUCCCCACAGCUCCAGGUCUCUACAUCCUCUCCCUCUUCUGGAAUGGAGAGCACAUACCUAAUUCCCCACUGAAAAUAAGAGUAGUUGACACCAGCUCUUCAGUGAAGACUCUACCAGGGAAGAAGGUGACCAUAGAUGACAUGGAGAUCAAGUGUGGUCCAACUGACAUACAGGCAUAUGCCUUGAGGCGAGACAGCACCAAGAAACUGAAGGUGACUGUCAAGCAGGUCAAGACUCAUCUCUACAGAUUCAUCUUCAGUCACAAAGAGCCAGGUCAAUACUUCAUCCACAUAUUUGUGAAUGGAGAAGAGCUGGAUGUGAGUCCAAUUCCUGUCUACGUAUCCCAGCAGUCAUGGCCCAAGAAGUGUCGUGUACACAAUCUCCCCACUGUUGGGUACUUGAACGAGGAAAUAUCCGUGAUCAUCAACUGCACCGAGGGUGGGGAGGGUACUCUGGAAGCUAAGGUGACAGAGCCAAACAAGUCAGAGAAGAGUUUGGCUGUAGUUGAUAACAGGAAUGGUACAUUUACCACAGUAUAUGUACCAACUACAGAAGGCAAAUACAGCUUUAGUAUCACCUGGUCUGGCCAGGAGAUUGGUGGGAGUCCUUACAAACUGCAAGUAAAGACACCAACAGAAUAUGACAUUCCAGUCACCAAUGUAUCUGUGGUUGACCUUACAGGCCAAUCCACUUCUUUUACUGGAGGCGAUCAAGUUCAUACUUCAAUGAAUAGCUACUUUGAAUUCAACAUUCAACUUACAAAGAAGCAGGCUAAGAUUUUCAUUGCCAAAGCAAUCGAUGAAGAUGGAAUCUACUUCGACUUUAGUCUCUUGAAAAUAACUGGAAAUCUGUUUAAGUAUUCAUUUAAGCCACCCUCUCCAGGGCAAUACGGCCUCAAGUUCAGUCUUAGUGACCACACACUGAAGCUCCCACAACUUCCUAGUGUUAUCUUCUUCACUGAGGCUGAAGUUGAUGCAAGUAAACUGAAGGUUCUAACACAUACAAUUUCUGGCCUUCUACUGAUUGAUCGCCAGAUCUUCUUCCAGAUUGAUACCCGACUGGCAGGAAAUGGAAAACUCAAAGCAAGUCUUGAAGGCCCCUCUGGUGAUGUACCCGAUCUACGUCUUGCUCCAACACCAGAUACACCACAUUUCUAUGACGUAUUUUUCACUCCUGUUGUGGCUGGCACAUACCGUCUUGAGCUGAUGUGGAGUGACACAAUGGUGCCUGGUUUCCCUCUCGUUCUUCAUGUUACAGAGCCAACUAUCAAGUAUGGGGAGUCAUCAUCUUUUGACUUACAAAUUGACACCCACGCAAAAAAUAUUAGCUCAUUUGCCAAUCAUGUAGACACCGGAGAAAGGUAUGAAGUUGAGAUUUAUCAAGUGAGCAAACGAAGGUACCAGUUCAAGUUUAACCCCAAGAUAUCAGGCAAGUACAACCUGCAUGUUCUUGUCAAUGGAAAAGAUAUCAGUGGAAGUCCCUUCCAACUCACUUAUGACCAUCCACCUCAAGCUGGCAAUGUUGUCGUCACAAAACUUCCCAAAAAAGCACAAGUUGGCUCCGAGGUAAAGUUUUUCAUCAACACACAGAGAGCUGGUAAUGGUCACCUCAAUAUCAAGAUAACAGGUCCAGAGUCAGUAGAAAUGCAGCUGAAUGAACAAUCAGCUGGGGUAUACAAAGCUGAGUUUACUCCUGUCACUACCGGUGUGUACACAAUCAAGGUAACAUGGUCUGACGAGGAGGUUCCAAAAAGUCCAUUCGAGCUCAAUGUUGUCGAUUUUCAUCCAGGAGACUUGUUUAUUCCUCCAACGAUAGAUGGUCCAAGUAUCUCUCCUAUAUCUACACCUGCUUUUCCUUUAUCCCCUCGACACGACAUAUUCCCUUCAAUUAUUGAGUCUGAUAUGAUUAUAUUUAGCAAGAGGCACACCCUGGGGAAAUUGUCAUUCAGUAUUAUUCACAAUGGCUUCCCGGACAAGCUCACUAUUCAAUUUAGUGGGUCUACUGAGCUCCCAUUCAAAGUCAUAAAGGGUCAGAGGGCAAACAAGUAUGAAAUCGAUCCCAAGACUGCAGGAAAGUAUGAUAUGGUCAUCCUAUGGGGUGGCAGUGUAGUGGGGGAAGUGUACACCUUGUAUUUCGAGUUGCCCAAGACCAUCCAUGGUUUCAAUAUGCAAGACCAGGUGUUCCAGGUGGGCAAGUCCUACCAGUUUACCAUCACUACUGAUGACAUAUCCACUGGUGCCUUGGAAAUCAGUUGUAUACCGCGUGACGCUGCCGACAUUGUCUGCACAGCUGUCACAUCGACACAAUAUCAGUGCUCUCUAAUUCCAAAGGAAGACGGGAGAUGUAAAAAUUGCUGUCUCCUACAAUGGAUUCCAGAUCCAGGGCAGUCCUUUUGUGGUACACUUCAAAGCUGCCACUGCCUUCAACUGCAAGUUUAGUCUUCAAUCUGAGGGAAUCGAGAUCAACGACAUAUCGGCCGUGCUGGAAAGCAUUGCUACGCAGCAACCAAUUCCUCUCUCACUACAACAGCUCUUUGGAGGUGAGUGCAACCUGGACUUUGUACCAACCGAAGGGGAUGAGUACAAACUCACGAUAACCUGUGGCCUCAAGAUUAAGAGAGAAACGAUGGCUGGCUCUCCAUUCAACCUCACCUACCUCACUGGUCAAGGAGGUGCAUCAAUGUGCCGGCUCGAGGGAGGCAUUUCUGGAGGAGUUGUGGGUGAGUGGAGCAAGUUUUUGGUCAACUGUGAAGGUGCUGGUUCGGGGAAACUGGCAGCCAUUAUUUCAGGGGAAGGUGCUGAGGUGAAAGUGGUCUCACUGUCUGAAUCCAUGAAUGAAGUCCAUAUCAAUGUUUGUGCUAGCGGAGAACACCAACUAAAGUUGUUGUGGGAAGGUCAGGAUAUACCUGGUAGCCCUUUCACUAUUUCUGCCGAACCAAACCCAUCAUUGUCAUCAAUAAGGCUUGACAUUCCAAGCCAAGUUGAAGCUACAGAGAAUAUUGAAAUUGAUUGUGAGAUUGAAGUGGAGAGCGGCGAAGACCUGACUUUUGAAGCUACCAUAGAAUCAGGCAGAAAAAUCAGUGGAUAUUUAGCCCCAUGUGAGCAAGGCUUUCACGUCAGUAUUCCAACAAGUGAGACUGGUGAAUACUCCAUUGCUGCCUAUAGCGAGGGGCGGUCGAUUCUGCCUAAGCCAUCGAAAGUCAGAGUGGGCCCCAUACAGUCCACUCAAACCCAACCAGUUGUUGAGGAUAUUUCACCACCAGAAAUCGAAGAACUUACUGAGGCUAUGAACAUAGAAGAGGGGAGUACUGUUGAUACCGGCACAAGCCCCCUUGAAACCUGACUGGAAAAUCGACUUCCAUUGACUAUAAUAUGUAUAGUUGUAUUUAGCUAAUGUACUUGCACUGAAAACAACAUUGGGCUGUAUAUACCCAGUAUUAUAGCUGAAUAGUUACUUAUCCAAUGAAAAGCACUGAAGUGCAAACCCUCGGCGAACUGUGCAUGCGCGGUAUAUUAGUAUGCGGUCUCCCGCUAGUAUAAUAUAGCUCGCAGAGAGUCUGACACGGGCUAGCUAUAGUAGUAGAUUAGCAUGCGAGAGUCGAUACACGCCCUUCGUUGUGACUUUUUGUGCCUUCAAAAUACACAGCA
Geodia barretti is the source of this 8364-nucleotide messenger RNA. Lineage: Eukaryota; Metazoa; Porifera; Demospongiae; Tetractinellida; Geodiidae. The record is from the annotation of a GenBank genome assembly.